This is a messenger RNA of Aspergillus lentulus, 1629 nucleotides long. Its product is annotated as putative MFS alpha-glucoside transporter. Gene Ontology annotation, cellular component: membrane. The record is from RefSeq and is a predicted model, not a curated record. NCBI's taxonomy places the organism in Eukaryota, Fungi, Ascomycota, Eurotiomycetes, Eurotiales, Aspergillaceae. Gene Ontology annotation, biological process: carbohydrate transport; transmembrane transport. Gene Ontology annotation, molecular function: carbohydrate:proton symporter activity.
AUGGAGUCCUCACGCCCCUCAGAAAAGCCCCCAGCCGUUGAGCAUGUCGAAACUAGCGAUGACGCGCCCGUCAAAGGGGACGCAGCAGUGGAUGCAGCAACGAGAGGGCAGGCCAUGACCGGAUACGAGCAUCUCAGUGUCAUGGAAACAAUCAAGACUUUCAAACUGGCCAGCCUCAUAUGCGUGGCUAUGGCCUUCAGUGCCGCUACCGACGGAUAUCAGAUUGGUAUCAACGCCAGUGUUAUCGCCAACAAGGGCUUCGUGGCUCGCUUUGCCACGAAGAAAUCGCACAAUGGUUCUCCCGCACUCGCCUCCUCGAUCCUCAGCGCGUGGAGUUCGAUCAUGUCCUGCGGUCAAAUCGUAGGCAUGACAAGCUUGCCAUUCUUGUCCAGUCGAUACGGGAGGAAAAUCGCCAUGUACACCUACUGGUUUAUCUUGGUCGGUAGCGUGAUUGCCGAGUGCACUACACGGUCGUGGCAGGGCUGGUUGGUGGCCAAACUCCUGGCAGGAAUCGGAGUGGGAUGCGUGCAAUCCACCGUGCCAGCAUACAUAUCAGAAGUGGCCCCGACGCGUAUCCGUGGUGCAUUGUUGAUGGCAUAUAGUUUCUGGUGGACGCUGGGGUCCUUCUUCGCCCAGGUUGCGCUGCAGCAUCUCUCACGGAGUGACCCGACAGAUUACCUCACCCCAGUCUACACCCAGUGGGCACAGCUCGGCGUCAUGUUGCUCGUCUAUCUCCUGGUUCCGGAGACGCCCGCAUGGUGUGUCAGUGCCGGCAAGCUUGACAGAGCCAAAAAGGAGCUGCUGAAGCUCCAUCGAGGAGUCAAAGACUACGAUGCCGACCAUCAGCUACAGGUCCUGGUACUGGCGGUGGAACACGAGCGUGCCGUGGCAAUUGAACAACGCCGCGAGAAAUGGUACGCCAUCUUCCGGGGAACUGACGGAUUACGAACGGUCAUCUCGCUCUGGACGAAUCUCUCGCAGCAAUUCAUCGGUCUCACCCUGUUUGGAUCGUUUGGCACGUAUUUCUUCCAGCAGGCCGGGAUUGAUGACCCGUUCAGAGUCAAGGUCAUCACCUCGUCUAUUCAGAUCGGCACGGUGCUGGUGCUGGUGGCCGUUGUAGACUUUGUGGGAAGGAGGUAUCUCGCAUGUGGUGGGACAACCCUCUCGUGGCUGUCCUGCGUCGCCAUCGGCAUCAUAGGGGUCACACCGCGGGUGAAGGCCUCUACAUAUAUUUUCGUCAUGUUUGCCUGUUUCUGGAAUGUCGGCCUGGCCGCGAACGGAGCCACCGGAUGGGGGUAUAUCGGCGAGAUCUCCUCCCAGCGUCUGCGCCCGUAUACCGCCGGCUUCGGUGCCGCAACAACCUGCGUAGUGGGAGUUGUGAUGAAUGUCCUCGUACCUUACAUGACCAAUGUCAAUGAAUGGAAUUGGGGCCUCAAGACGGGCUGGUUCUACGCGGGUGUCGGGUUCCCCUUUGCGCUGGGAAUGUGGUUUUUGAUUCCUGAAACUGCUGGUCGUUCCUCCGCGGAACUGGAUGAGUUGUUUGAGAGAAGAAUCAAGCCAUGGAGAUUCCAUAAGACGCAGACAGCGACUCAGCGCCUUGUUCAGGAGAAUAAGCGCGAGGAGCUCUAG